Molecule: messenger RNA, 3213 nt
Organism: Saccoglossus kowalevskii
Lineage: Eukaryota; Metazoa; Hemichordata; Enteropneusta; Harrimaniidae
Product: VWFA and cache domain-containing protein 1-like
Cellular component (GO): voltage-gated calcium channel complex
Molecular function (GO): voltage-gated calcium channel activity
Source: RefSeq, a predicted model, not a curated record
AUGGGGCUUGACAUUGACUAUAGACUUUGUCAAGUCUGUGACAUGAUGGCAGUAGAGGACGAAUAUCAUUUCAUUAUGAUAUGUCCUCUGUACGAGAUGCUUAGAAAGCGGUUCAUUCCCAUUUGGGCUUAUACAAAUCCAUCUGACUAUUUCAACGAGCUCGAUUUCAAAAGUGAUAACCUGAUGGGAGCAGAAACCGUCGCUAAGCUGAAGAAUGCAUUGGCCAAUAAGAUCGACGGUAAUGUACAAGCAUUGAUGGAUCUCAGCAAUGCCGUUGAAGCUUCCUUUCAAGAACCGGAAGUCAGUUUUCCAGAAUGUUGCAAAUUAAAUGACGACGACCUGGAAUAUUAUCCUCGGUUACGAAAGAAGAUAGAUUUUGAAAACCCAUGCUUGAGAUAUGCCAAAUACGGAGACAGGGGUGGACGAAUGUUGUCUGAUGGCGUAUUGUCUGUAAUGAAAACAAACUUCGAGAAGAAUCGAGAGUUAAAAUGGCAGUACUUUGGAAGCGAAGAGGGUGUAUUCACUUUUUAUCCGGGAACAUCGCGUGCAUUGUGUGACGACUAUGACCAUAGAUUUAGACCGUGGUACGUUGAAACAGCCACCCCAGAGCCAAAGAAUGUUGUCAUAGUAAUGGACGCGAGUGGUUCCAUGCAGAGAGCAUUCCCUCACUGUGAACAACAAGGGACGUUAAUGCAUAUUGCGAAGAGCGCAUCCAUUGACGUACUCAGGACAAUGAAUCCCAUUGACAAGGUCGGUGUGAUUGCCUUCUCUGAUGGCGUGAGAGUUCCAAGUGGUGAUGAUGAAACAAGCGAUUGCUAUGGUUACCAGUUAGCAUCUGCCACCCCACUUAAUAUCAAUUAUCUGAUCUCUGAUUUUGUCAAUACCAUCAGCGAUAAUGGGGAUACGCAUUAUAUAACUGCCUUUGAGAAAGCAUUUGAUUUACUAGAAGCGUCACAGCCUGUCGAAGGAGAAUUGCAGAGAGACCAAGUUAUUUUAUUUUUGACCGACGGCGAACCCACCGAUGGAGGGGAAUCGGUGUCAUUACUAGAAAAGAAACGAAACAUCAUUCAUACAAUAGUAAGAAGAAAUGCUAAAAUGAAUAACGAAGUCGUAAUAUUCACCUUUGGCUUAGGCGAAGAUCCUGAUCACCAAUUCCUGCGACAUAUUGCAGAACAGGACGGGACAGUGUAUAACGUGCAAAGAAACAAUACUGCUGGGGAAGUGACGCCUGGGCAUUACAAGCACGUAUCAGAUGCAUGUAAACUACGUACCAUAAUGGCAUCGUAUUAUGACUUCUUCUCACAUAGAACUCAACAAUCAGAUUCCCCUGUUUUUUCUGUGCCGUAUCAGGGAGCCACAGGGACAGGUUUGAUGACAACUGUAGCUUUGCCAGUGAAAUACGAUGGACAGUUAAAGGGAGUUGUAGGCGUUGAUAUAACUUUAGACGAUCUUCUGUCUGACGUCACGUUCUUCAAGGAAGGUGACCUAUCAUAUGCUUUCAUUUAUGAGAGUGGGACAAAAGCAGAAGGACGUACGCUAAUGCACCCUCUAGCACCAGCACCAAUCAGAAUCCAAGACGACCCUGUAUUUGUCCAUAUAUGGUCAUUGGAAAGAGACAAUAUUUUCAGAUCAAAUAUAUAUGGUAACGUAACCAGUGGCCAUGAUUCGUCACCACUAACCUUUCAUUCUAAACGCACCAUGUCACGUGGUAACUGGGUCAAAGAAGGCGUCAGGGUGUUUGAAGUUGAAUCAACGUAUUUCUGUGAUGCGGUCGUCGGUUCUGAAUACGUCGUGUGUUUGGUGUUAGCUGUGGGAGAUUCACAGACAGACUUAGAUUCAGAGAAAAUCACAACAACAGAAAAAUCCACCGUCCAAUUCGGCACUAUAGCUUUCAAUGACCCGAUCAAGUUCAUGAUAUUUGAUGAAGACGACGACAGUGUCACACGUUUUCAGCGAUAUAUGAAUGACAACACCGGUGACGUCAUCGAUGAUGAUUUUAAGGAGGGCAUACGUUCGAUGGUAUGGGCGACGUCAAAAGUCGAUGACCUAUGGAAAGAAUCUGAUGAUGUGUUUUCGAUGAAAGAAUACGUUUACUAUCGCCAUCUUGUGACGGAGAAUGGCGUGUAUAGAAGAUACCCAGGGAUGAUGUUAAAAAAAACGUUUCCAGCAACACAGACUUCAUGGUAUCAACGAGCUAAGAGUAAUGUAGGGAGAAUUACGUUAUCGCCACCAUUCGACGUAACGGGGAAUAAGAAGUUCGCCAUUACUAUGUCACAUACAAUUACACUAAGUCAACCAUCGAACCAGGAAAAGAUUAUGGGUGCGAUGAGCAUGGACGUGGACAUGGACUAUUUUUAUUACAUUCUCAAUACAACCUAUCCUCAAUGUAACGAAGAGUCAUAUAGUUGUUUUAUAAUGGAUAACAGUGGUUACCUUGUAGUGCAUCCUGACUUUUUCGUGAAUUCGGGGAAAAAUACCCCGGAUGUAGUAGACAUUCACGUUUCUGAAAUCGAACCAACAAUAGCCAAAGACUUGCUCAGACAAGGAUUUUUAAUAAAACAAGAAUGUGUCGACCUUCAGUAUGUAAAAUAUCUACAUUUCCACGAGGUUCAUCUGCAGACACACCUUUCAGACGCAGAUAACUUAGAUGACGACAAUGCAUGUAAGCUGUACGAACUCACACAUAUACCGGGCUCCAAUGCGUUCCUGGGCAUCGUAAAGAAAGUGUGCCACGAAGACAUCUCAUGUUGUUCAUGUUUCACUUCAAGAUGUCAAAAUAAUUGUCAAAGCCAGUGUGAGUGUCCUUGUCGAUCACCGGCAGACUACGACUACUGUAAUGACUUCUACGAAUUCACAAGUGACGAUGCCCCGUCCUGUACUCCGGGGUGUCAUUUAUUCGAAUCAUAUUCAUUCGAUGAGGACAUUGUACUUGAACAUGAACGUCUUCCGGUAUGUGUACAAGUGGACUGUGCACUGAAGACACAAAGGCAACGGAAAGAAUCUAACAACAACUUCAAACGUGUCAAGACCAUCUCCUCAUACACGUAUCCCGGUAUAUGUUGGGAUAGGUGGUGGCUUAGUUGUAAUCGUCGUUUGUAUUGUGUUAUUCGGCACACUAAUAUUGAAAAGACGGGGUCUGAAAAAACAAAGACGUCAGCGACAACGCUCAUCCGCUCCAUCAACACGUCUGGAUCCCGUAAAUCCGAGAGAUAA